CCACUGCGUUCGUUUGUAUGGGGAAAUUGAGCAAAUAAAUAUUUAGAGUGCAAUAUUUAAAAAAGUAGUGAAUGUCAAGCAAAUUAGUAAAACAAAAAAGAUUCUGGCACUUUUCAAUAAAAAAACUACUUAGUCAUGGAUUUAUGUCUACGGAUAGGGUUCCAGACAAUCAAACAUUAUAUCGACUUUAAUCCAGCAACAUUAAAAAAAGGUUCUGCCCUCACAUCAACGCACGUGGUCCAGGUGGAAGAAUGUUUCUACCACGAAAUAAAUUCAUCCAUCAUACGGUGUAACGUAAUCCGCCAGACUUCUGUUACUUUACCUCCAUAUAAGGUGCAAUUAGAGAUUGACAAUAAUCGCAAUAUAACAAACGUCGAGUGCGAUUGUGUAUCAGCCGCUGGGAAAAAAUGUAAACAUAUUUGCGCUUUGAUAUGUUAUAUUAAUUCGGAUCGAAGUGCAACACAAACGAGCUUGAACCAAAAAUGGGGAAGGCCUUCGAGAAAUCAACUCGGGAAAGAAAUGUAUGCGAAAGGAAUUAUCAUCACGGAGCAGUUUAAAACUAAAAACGUCAUGAAACUAGUAGACGCUUCUCCGUAUGUAGUGCAAUUAUCCGAUGUAACGCACCCUUGUGCAUUGGGUUUGAUCUUAGCCGCUGAAGAGCGUCUGAAAGACAAUGCGAUUAAUGAGAAAACGAUGUUAUGUAACGUAACUCGGUUAACUUCAUUAAAUAAUGAGCUAUCUUGGGAAACUUGCGUUAUGAAUUUAAUCAUAUUUGCAGAAGAGAGUGAAUUAUACGUCCAAGAAUGUUUCUUUUCAAGCAUCGCAGUGAAAUCUUUUUAUGAAAAAUAUAUUCAAUUAAGUCAACAAGAAAUCAUUGAGCUGUGCAUUAGAACUGUUGAUCAAAGCAAUUGCUUUGAUUGGUUCAUGGCUAGAAAACUCAGAAUAACUGCGAGUAGUAAAGCUCACGCAAUCAAAACACGAACAAAACGCAAUCUUGUUAAGAUGAUAGAGGCUUUUUUAAAUGUAGUUCACACUAAAUCGUACGCCGCGAUGCAAUAUGGCCAAAAAAUGGAAAAAAUUGCUCGAGAGCAUUAUGAAACAUUAUUAAAUGUUCAGGUUUUAAUCAUUGGUACAGUUGUUUUACAGGCUCAGCCAUGGUUAAGUGCGUCUCCUGACGGAGUUGUGAUAGAAGAUGGAUGUAUAACGAAAUUAGUAGAGAUCAAGUGUCCUUAUUCGUGCAAAAAUGUACCCGUUUAUGAUAAAAUCUUAAACACUUUCAAUGUCCCAUAUUUGGUUGAUGUGAAUAAUAACGUAGAAUUGAAAUCAACACACCAAUACUAUACACAGUGCCAAAUGCAAAUGUACGUAACAGGAUUGUCACAUUGUGAUUUGUUUGUAUGGUCACCAAAGGAAGGUUGUGUUGUUCCUGUGUCAAGAGAUGAUUCCUUUUUAAAAGGUUUGAUACCGAAACUACAUUCAUUUUACUUCAACCACUAUUUACAAAAAUUGUGUGAAAGCGACAAAGAAAAUAUCAACCCAAAAUAGCUUCAUUUCUCGACGUAAAGCUGUUAUCAAACCAAACAAAAAUAUUUAUAUUGUAUCACCCAAAGAUAUAUUUUUAGAAAGUUCAAUAUGAGAGAAAAAUAUUACCUGAUAGUUUUAUUUAUAUAAUGUGUAAGGCUUGAACUGUGAUGAGAAAAUAGUUCAGAAUAAGUAUUAUGCAUACAUUCAAAAAUCUAGUGAUAUAAUGCAACAAAAUUAUUUCGGUUUUUCGUAUUUUUUGUAAUCUGUUACUGAGUAACUAACCAAAGACUUUGCUGUAACAUGAAAUAACAUGCAAUAAAAUUAAAGAAAUCGCGUUGGUACAAGAAAAA
Venturia canescens is the source of this 1874-nucleotide messenger RNA. RefSeq lists its product as uncharacterized. Gene Ontology annotation, molecular function: zinc ion binding. The transcript is spliced from 3 exons. The record is from RefSeq and is a predicted model, not a curated record. Bases 136 to 1545 code for a protein of 469 amino acids. Lineage: Eukaryota; Metazoa; Arthropoda; Insecta; Hymenoptera; Ichneumonidae.